Molecule: messenger RNA, 1058 nt
Organism: Cylas formicarius (sweet potato weevil)
Lineage: Eukaryota; Metazoa; Arthropoda; Insecta; Coleoptera; Brentidae
Exons: 2
Coding region: 157-1014 (285 amino acids)
Biological process (GO): multicellular organism development; proteasome-mediated ubiquitin-dependent protein catabolic process
Cellular component (GO): cytoplasm
Molecular function (GO): ubiquitin conjugating enzyme binding; ubiquitin protein ligase activity
Source: RefSeq, a predicted model, not a curated record
GGCGGUUUGAGUGCAUUUGGGAUAAUACUUUUUUUGUGUUCGUGUCAGUUUUAAGUGUUUAUUUGCUGGUAGUGAAAUGGCAAGGGUCGUCCCCGAAGAUUUAAAAUGCACGAAUGCAGAAGUAUCUGUCAGUACCUCCGAUCUAUACCUCAGUGAAUGGCGAAGAUAUUUGCGGAAGAUGUACCAUUUCUGAUGAAGAUACGCAUAUCCGAAACAAAAACGUACGAGCAAUUAGCGAAAAUUCAACAGUUUCCAUGCAGCUUAUCCAAAAAUUGUAAUAAACUACUGGAAUGGGGACGGGUGCUCGACCACGAAGAAGUAUGCGAAUUUGUGAAUGUUAUGGAAGUGCAAAAAGUUGCUCAGCAUUUCAGCCAAAACCAUAAAAUCUUUAACUCCGGAAGCUUCGAGCUGUUAUUACCCGAUACUUCCACAAUAUAUUUAAGCGAAUUCGAUAACAACAGUUUCGUGGUUGGCAUUUUUAUCGAUAACGAUAGCGUAUCCAUCAAAGUGUUUGGUCUCUGUGACAAGUUGGCAAGUUUUUUCGUGGUGCUAGAAUUCAAUAACAUUUCCAUCGACCUUGGGGAAUCAGAGAUGAUCAAAUAUUUUCCAGAUAAAGAUUUUGCCCGAGGAGAUUCAGUGUCCGUGCCAGAUUUUGAGUGGAAGAAGGAAUCCCUCGCAGAUAUCUUUAAAAAUGAUCAGCUUAAAUAUCUAAAAAUUCAUUUCGAUAUUUGUUAUAUUAAUAAGUCAAACGGUCGAGGGCUAAUGAAAGAUUUAUUGUUAAGCUGCCUCGAAUGCCCAGUUUGUUUCAAGUUGAUGAAAUUAGAUAAAAUCAUCAAUUGCAAUAAGGGCCACUCUAUCUGUUCAAGUUGUUAUAAUAACCUGCCAAGUUGUGGUUACAAUAAGGUAUGCCCUACCUGUGGCAACGGCUUCAACUCCCAGAACAGAAAUUACCCGCUGGAAGCGUUGAGACGGGAAAUAUUGGAAAUUCGACCCCAAAUUUUGCGCGAAACAUAAUAAUAACUAAAUAAGUAAAUAAUAAUAAACUGAUUUCUAUCCGU